AUCGAGUAAAAUGCUAAAGCAAAAGAAAACAAGUAUUUUUGUGGUCAUAACCGCUAAGAUCCGAGUACUUUGGCAAGUACUUAAGUAUCUGAAUUGUACUCAAUAAAAAAACAAUUUUUUUUUUAAUUAAAUUAAACAACAAAAAACUCACCAAUUAUUUUAUUUUUUUGACAAGUUUUCUUCAGAAUUAUCCAGUAAAAUAAUGUAUUAUUGCAAUUGUUUACAACUAUCAAACGUGACAAACGGAGUAACUUCAAAAAUUAAUUAAUAUUUAAUUACAAGGUUAAGUAAAAUGACGGAGUUUGCGAGAACAGUGCCGAGGAUCAAGAAGUCCAAAUCGACCUUCAAAUGGGGUCAACAGUAUUACACGGCUCUGCAAGAUGCUGUUUUUCCAAUCAAACAUAAUUUGUAUUCUACCCCGGAGAUUCCGAGCAAGUUGGCGGAUAAUAUUGAUGUCAAGAAGGGAAAAUAUUCUUGUAAUCAAUGUGGUGAUAGUUUCCACUUUCAAAGCAGCCUUGACGACCACUUGGCAAGAUACAGUUGGAUCCUCGGCUACUGGUGCCGCUACUGUACAAAAUUAGAAUGCACACACCAAAAAGCUCCUAGAAGUAAUCCAUCAUCAAGUAUCUCAUGUCCAGAAUGCAAAGUCGAGUUGAAGAAAAGAUGCGCUUACUUCAAAGCUCGAGGACUAAAAGGAGGCGAGCGGGUGGGUAAAAUUUUAAUAUUCUACAACCAAUGUCAAUUUUUCGGUCACCUAAAAUACCACGGAAUAACAGCAGUAGACAUGUGCGACAUGAUGCUGAUGCCUAUUCCAAUGACCAUUCAAUCCGACGAAUACGCACAGUUGGACAGUGUCUCCAGAACACUGUUCGAGUGUAUGUUCAUAAAAAACAUCCAUAUUAUGGAUUGGCUGCGUCUUGAGAACAUAAACUUUAAAUGGUGGACCGUAACAGGCUCUGAUGACAAUCCAGUCGGUAAACUUAUCCGACAACACGAGUUUGAUAUCGUCCGAGCCAAUAGACUGAUAAAAUCCGUCAAGGACCAUGAGUUGGCCGCUAUUAAUAACGUCCAAGAUCCUGAAGAAGAUAAUGAUAGCAAUACCGAUAAUAGUUCAAUAAAAAACGAAGAAAAAUCUCCCGUAAAAGAAAUUAGCGAAAAUCAUUGCGACUUAAAUGAAAUAGAAUUCGUCGAUUGCGCUUCGCUUGAUGAUUCAUUAAUUACCGAAGCGCCCCCUACUGCAGCGCCACCUGUAAUAGUUAAAACAGAGCCCCCUAGUAGUUCAGAAUCUACAACUGGAGAGUUAUUGAAAAUAAUUAACAAACCCUCAGCAAAAUUAGCUAAUCUGGCUGAUAUUAAUCACAUAAGCUUGAACAGAAACACUGUGACCCAUUUAAUAAACCGGAAUUUAAAAAUAUCUUCUUCUAAUACCCUUCAAACUACAACUUUGUCAAAUAUUACCGGAGCGGGUAAAAAGAACCAGAUAAUUAUAAUAAAUAAGAACAAAGAUUCUGAUAAGUCUAGCGAAGUUAAAGCAAAUGUUCAAAUUUUGUCUAAUUCAGGGCAAGAUGCUGUUAAGCUCUUCAAGCAAGCAGGUGGCGGUAGAGUCUUUUUCCAACCCGGUAUGAAGCCUGUAAUUCUUAAACAAGUCCCCAAACCGCUCAAUGCUUCUAAGCUAGACGGAGAAAAGAAGUAUACUGUCCCUAAAUUUAGCGUAGUUAAAAAUAAACUAAAGAUCUUGUCCGGAAAUUCAGUUCCUGUUACUUUAGUAACUUCUGCGCAGAUGCUAAAAAGUGUUUCGACUUUGACCACAGCGUCCUCUACGCUCUCAACGCCAACCGCUCCAAAACAAACUGUUUUGCAAAUUAGGGACGGUUCGGGGCUUAAGACUAUUUCAGUAGCGCCAGAAAAGUGCACUAAGUUGAUUCCUAUGGAGGCUUUGCACAAACCUAAAGAAGUUUUGCAAAAAGAAAUGGAACUUUUGCAGAAAAAGAAUCUAAAUAUUUCCGGACAAAUUCGCCAGAAGUCACUAAUUAGUUACACGCCUCAGACUGUUCAAUUGUCUUCUAUUCCUAAAGGCACUAAAAUUGUCCAGACGAUUCAAGCCGGGCCUAAAUUAGUCCCAGUAACUCAAAGCUCGGUUAAAUUCCCGAGACCUGUUCAAACUUAUCAGAAGUUACAAACUGUUGUUAAAAUUGGGCAAAAUUCUGGACAAAAAUCGGUCGCUAAAAUAGGUAAGACUCUAUUAAAGCCUAUUGAAAGUCUCUUGAAGCCAGAGGCUCAAACUAAAGAACUAAAGGAUACUUUUGUGAAGAAGGUUGAAGAAGAUCCUUUGUCUGGUGAAGCUUUUCCCCAACAAGUUCAGAAAGUAGACAGAGGUCAGAGUGUUCUAAAGCUUUGUGCUCCGGACAAGAAACAGAACACCGUCCGAGCUUAUAGAGAAGCUAUGAUCUUAAGUUUCCAGCAGUCUCGAAAGCGAGUUCAGCCGCUAAUUGAUAAUAUAAUCGAGACUAAUGAAAUCUAUGAGAAGACUAACGUUGAUGUUCAUAGUGUAAAGACAGUUAACGAAAUGGCGCUUAGUAAAUUCAAAAUUUACUUGGAUAACAAUAGAAAUGUAAAGAUGACUGACGAUGAUAAGAUCAAUGAAGAGCUUCACCAUCAUUCCGACAAUUGGGAAGCAAAAGCCGAUAGCUUUAAUAAGUAUUGCGAACGUUGUCACUUAAAACUAAAGCCUCAAAAUUAUAUCAUAGGUAUUUCUGACCCUUCUGAGCAAGAAGACAAUUAUUGCCAGUGUUACAAUCACGUUUGCCAUUUAUGCAACGCUAGGCAAGGAACUCUAGCUCGGUACAACGUCCACAUGUGUUUCCACAUGAAAGAAUUUCCUUACACAUGUCCCGAAUGUUUCAAAAAAUUCCCUUCAAUUCAGCAUUUAGAGAUCCACAUUUGGCAACAAUGCUACCAUAUUAAAACUCACCAAUCUUGGACUUGUAACGUUUGCGAAAUUGAAGGCUUUUUGACUAAAGAACACUUGGCAAGACACUACUUUAAGAUCCACUCUAAAAGCGUGUCCUUCUGUAACUUAUGCCGGAAAAAGUUCGACUCUUUUAGCGAAUUCCGAGCCCAUAAUAGCGAAAUCCACGGAAUUAUCAAUACCCAAUUUAGCAACGCAAGCCGUCUAAUUAAAUGCGACUUUGGAGAUUGCCUAACUAAGCCCGAGGCUUUUAGCGAGCACGUAGCAGCUCAUGUAACUGUUGAUAAAGUGACUCACUACAUCUGUCCCUUUUGCAAUUUUUCCAUGGGAGAGAUUUCUAUAAACGGACACUUGAUCCAGCGACAUGUCUUUAAAGCCCACCCAGAAAGACUUAAAGAGGUCAUUACUAAUGAAACCCUUUCCGUGUUUAUCAAAAUGAACCUUGUAAACCCCCAAGCGAUUGACCGACCCCCGUCCCCUAGUAUUAAGAUUGUAAAUGCGUUCCCCAUUUCUUCCAAAGCGUUUAACCAACAAGCCACUAAUUCCGUGGAGAUUUUACACCGUAGAAGCGAAUCUAUGCCUAUUAAGAUUAUCGAUGUAAGAACGGAAAAAGCUGAUGAGCCAGUUAAUCAUAAGCUAGAGGAAGAAAUAACAGAGCUUCCGGGGUCUUCCUUGAAGAUCAUUGAUGUUACUUCAAUGUCUAAGGGAGAAUAUAGCGAUGAUAAUAAUGAAGAUGAUGAUAAAAAUAAGAUGAUUAAGAAUUCUAUUGAGAAGCUAUCUAAGCUCGGAGUUUCUUUGUCUGCUAUAAAAAAGAACGAUAAGCCAAAGAAGGCUGAAGAAGUUGGCACUCAUGAUGAAAUUUCUAUAAUUAACAAUUUUAGCAAAAGAAAAAGCUCCCCACCGCCUUUAGUCUUGAUUAACAAUGUCAAUCUUUUGGAACUUGAUAAAGAAGAUGAUAAAAAAGAUGUGGUUCAAAUUGAGUGCAUUAAAGACAAUAAGGUGAUGAUUAGAAAUGAUUUGUUUAAUCUUGAGGGAGUUUCUAUUCAAAGGAAAUCUUUUGGAAGGAAAAAGCAACGCUUGGCUAUGAACGGACCGCUUUUUAAGAAAGAAAUGGUGCAUUAUAAUUGCCACUUGUGUGGAGAGUUGAUUAAUACUAAUUGGUAUGUUAUUAAUGAUCACUUUAGAGAGUGUCAUUCAGCGGGUUAUAGAAUUGUUAGUAUGACUCCUUGUUUAAGAAGACUUACUAACUUUGAAAUUAUGAAGUACACUGGGAUAAAAAGGGGGAAUUCGGAUUUGAUGUUGACACCCAAAAAACGCAGAAGGGGAAAUUACGGUCCGUUAUUUAGCAACGGAAGAAAGCUUGUGGAUAAAUUUGGCGGGAAUAAUUUGGGGUUUUGCGUUACUCAGGAAUCACUUCAGGAUGUUGAAGGGAAUUUCAAGUGCAAGAAGUGUAAUUGUCUGUUUAAGGAUGUUAAUGUUCUGAGGGAACAUCUGGCGAGUAAUCAUCGAAUUAGGGGACAUUAUUUGGUUUGUUUGGAGUGUGGAGAUAAUUUUAUUGUUGCUUCGACGUUGCAAAUGCACUUGAAGGCUUUUCAUGGGAUUAAUGAUCCGAUUAGUUACUUGCAGAAAAAUACUGCGUAUGCUCCUGAUGCAGUGGAUGAAAUUGAGGAGCAAGAUAAAAUUACUGAGUCUAAUCAGUGCUAUGUUUGUUUUGCUGUUUUUGAGAAUAAACUUGCUGUUGAUAUGCAUCUUAGGGUUCAUGGGAUGGCUUUUUUGAAUAGGAAACGUAUAGAGGCGCGCAAAGCGCUUAAAUGCCCGCCGAAAUUUAAAGCCGCUAGUCCGACUCCUAAGCCGGAGGAAAUUAAGAUUGAUGAUUGUGAAGAUGAUAAUGCUAAUGUUAUGUCUAUGAGCGAAAUGGUGUAAUUGCAAUUAAUACGGAUUAUUUCUUUUUGUAAGUUUUAUUUUAUGGGUUAUUAUAUUUAUUUUAGGCUACUAAUUAAUUUUUAAGCAUUUUAUUUUUAUAUUAAUUUAUCAAUCUUUAUAUAAAAAUUUAUUGAAUUGUAUAAUUUUAGGUUAUCUUUGUUUAUGAUUUUCUUUAAUUGUUCCGAGGAGAGUUAGUAACAAUUAAAGUCACGUAUGAAUGAAUGUAUGAUUAAGUCUAUUCAUUUCAUAAAUAUUCAACCGCAUAAAUAUACAUUUACAUACAUUUAGCGUUUAAAUUAUUCAUUUUUUUUAAUGAC
Molecule: messenger RNA, 5208 nt
Organism: Cotesia glomerata
Lineage: Eukaryota; Metazoa; Arthropoda; Insecta; Hymenoptera; Braconidae
Exons: 5
Coding region: 293-4891 (1532 amino acids)
Source: RefSeq, a predicted model, not a curated record